Messenger RNA from Eimeria maxima, 522 nucleotides. RefSeq names its product SAG family member. The record is from RefSeq and is a predicted model, not a curated record. NCBI's taxonomy places the organism in Eukaryota, Apicomplexa, Conoidasida, Eucoccidiorida, Eimeriidae. The transcript has a single exon. Bases 1 to 522 code for a protein of 173 amino acids.
AUGAGUCUUUAUACACCUAAAGACGGAGUAGCAGUUGCAUGCACUGUCAUACAAUGCCCACCCAAAAGUUCAACAGGAGGAGCCAGUGACAGUGGUGGCAGCAACACCGACACCGAAAACGGGCAACCACCUACCACCACUCCCACUCCACCUAAGGUUCCCGAGGAAAACGAAGACGGAGAUGAUGAGGGCGCUCCUUCUGAUACUGUUGCUGGUGGUGCUGGUGCUGGUGGUGAUGGUGGUGUCCAAGGUGGUGAUGGCAAAACCAAAGAGGGCAAAGAGUUGAAGAAAGCAAAUGUCGAGGAGAGUCCACCACCAGUAACAGCAUCAGCAGUAACAGCAGGAGUAGGAGGAGUACCACCAGCACCUGCAACAGCAGCAGCAGCGGCGGAAGCAGGAGUUAGGGGUGGCAUGACACUUCGUCGAUUAGAUGAUAGUGCAGGAGGAGAAGAGUCUUUUAAUGCUCUUGUUUGUCUAUUCAAACCUGAAACACUCACUGAAGGAGCUGUCCCUUUCCAGUAA